AUGCCACGCGCCAUCAUCUCUGGUCAAUUCAGUGACAAUCAAAUCGUAGCAGAUCUGGAGCCGCAAUUUAGUCAGUACCCAGCCAACAAGCUUGAGUUCUUACUCGGCGCCGCCAGCUCGCUAGAUGCGAACAGCAACAGCUUUACCGUCACGUUAAACAAAGGUGGUCAAAAGGUCGUCAAGUACAACCGCCUCAUCAUCGCCACAGGUUCGUCUGCCAAGGAUGGAAUGCCAUGGAAGUUGGGCGCCAGUGCUGGUAUCACCCUGGAUAGCUUGCACGAGCUGCAGGAUAAGAUCAGAAAGGCACAAACGGUGGUCGUAGCAGGUGGCGGCCUGACGGGAGCAGAGAUGGCUGGCGAGCUUGGGUUCGAAUAUGCCAGUCAGAGCAAGAAGGAGGUUAUCUUCAUCUACAACGACAUGAUAUCGAAGACACACGUUACCGACGUCACAACUGAGGGUGCCAACACGAUCAUCAAAGUGCGUGGCAGCGAUGGAGAGAUGUCAUCCGUUCUGGCGCAAACUUACAUUCCGUCCCUUGGACUGUCGCCCAACACAGCCUUUGCACCAGCUAGUAUGCGCAACGCAAACGGUUACCUCAAACAGAUGACGACGCUACAGAUAGAGGGCCACCCAAAUAUCUUUGUAGCGACUCACUUCAUCAAGAACCUUUCCACGAUUCUGUCGGGAGGCCAGAUGCUUGAGUACUCUGCGAGCUCGAGGAAGUUUUACGGAUUCACGCUGGAUCGCAGCCGCGCGAUAGGCCAGAUGGGUAACUGUAAAUUGUUCAGCUUACUAGUGUGA
Molecule: messenger RNA, 801 nt
Organism: Trichoderma breve
Lineage: Eukaryota; Fungi; Ascomycota; Sordariomycetes; Hypocreales; Hypocreaceae
Product: pyridine nucleotide-disulfide oxidoreductase domain-containing protein
Exons: 3
Coding region: 1-801 (266 amino acids)
Cellular component (GO): cytoplasm
Molecular function (GO): flavin adenine dinucleotide binding; electron-transferring-flavoprotein dehydrogenase activity
Source: RefSeq, a predicted model, not a curated record